AUUGUCCAUCCAUCCAUCCAUCCAUUUUCUGGUCGUCCUUGUCUCUGACCAGGGUUGCUGGUCCCCAUCUCCAGCUGUGUACCGGGCGAGAGGCGGGGUCAUCCUGGACAGGUCGCCAGUCUGUCGCAGGGCACUUUGCAUUGUCUAUGAGUGAAAACUGAAAUACUGCUAGUUUGAAAAUAUUUGUCACUGAUCAGUCAUAUCAUUCAUCCUCACAAAUUCUACAAAUUAAGAUAUGAUUCUUAUGAACCAUAAAGUCAAUGACUGCUUUCAACACUUUACAAAUUGUUUAGCAACCUAAUUAACCACAGCUUGACAGCAACAGGUACACUGUACAUUAUUUACUAAUAUAUACAUGAUAUUAAGUAUAUGAAUCAGAAUAAUCUUUACUGGCCAAGACUGUGCAUAAAGAGGGGAUUUUUCUCUAGUUACGACAAGUCCUUUAUAUAACAACUCUUUGAAGAACCUUAAAUAAUAUGAGCUACAACAUUUAAUUUCCCUCUGGGAUCAAUAAAGUAUUUUUGAAUUUGAACUGUUGUUCAGCACAGAAACAGUUGUGGAUUUUUCCAAUCCUUUUUUCCAAGCCAUUUUUGUUGAGCAGUGAAUCGCCAUUUUGUCUUAUUGACAUUUUGGACCUGGAAAACCACCUGGUAGUAUUCAUUUUUUUAAAUAAUAGAAAAUGAAUUACUUUAAUCUAAUUGUACUUUAUCUUUGUAAAAAACAAUUCUUAAAAUGUUUCAUUUUUCAAAUAACAUAGGUGGUCAUAAAUCUUAUGGACGACCAGAGAUAUGAACCUCCCGCCUCCAAAAAGUCUUUGUAAGCAAUUUUUUUUCUUAACAGAAUAAUAUAGUGAUGUUCAAUAAAAGCACAACUGAAGCAAUGUAUUUUUGCUAAAGCACACAUUUCAGCUAGUUGUGUCCCUGAGUAAGAUCUGCUACUGUAACAUAUAACCCCAUCGGUAAAGUCUGGAACAUUCCAGAAGUCACAUGGUCAACACAAAGUUUUAUCAGUUUGACCCUCUAAAAGUCUUAGAAAGACCAAAAGUAAGUUCCUUCAUUUAUUUUUCUGUAAAUUUUAUAAUUCUUCAACUAUGGCUGAAAAGACAAAUCUCAACAUAUUUUGCUGCUGACCAAAUAAUAUUUUAGUUUUAAUUUGAUCAUUUUAAAGAGGCAGUUUUCUCAGCUGCUUUGUGUUAGCAAGGAUACCAUAUAGGUUUAUUAUUACAAAUAUUCAGUAUUAGAUUAUUUAUAUGAUUGCUAAGUAGUAUUGUUGAAAUUAGCUAAUUUCUUUAGAUUUGUGUUCAGUUUAAUGAUAAUAGUAAAUACUGACAGGAAACUAAGCCAUGACUUAGUCCUUAGAAAAGCAGCGGCUCCAUCAUACAAGACGUGAUACCAACCCAGAAAGGAGGGGAAAUUAUCUGGAGGGAGUUUAACAAAGACCUAUAAUCAUACAGGAAGAAAAAGAUCAAUUAUUUAAGUGUAAGAGAAAAAUGCAGAGCACGCAAAACAUUGAGAGACAUACCAUAAUAUGAAAGACAGAAAAGAAACUCACUUCUUCAAGCGUACUAAUUUUUUCCAUAGAUUAGAUGGAUGGGCUAGUUGGACGCCUAGCCCUGUUUUUUUUCUUCCAUCAUCCACUGCACACCUGGCAGUGUGGGACACAGAGAGUGGCAGUCACACUCCCAGUCCUUACGACUAGCUCUGCUAACUUUCUGUUCUCAGCUCAGUGUCUCAUACAAACCUGUUCGAGGUGAACACUUUACCGUGUGACACCGAAUACAGUCUAGUAGAAUUGAUAUUUUUAAUCUCAUGCUGAUAUCAACAAGGUGUCAUGCCUUAUACAGACCUCACUGACAAAGUCUGAAGUAUGCACCUUUAAAAUAAUUAUACAGACUCAAUAAUUAUAACAUUAUUCUAAUUCUACCAGAGGAAUCCAAGUCAGUGGGAGAAAUCCCAAACUGUGCUGUAAGGUUUGAUUCAAGCGGAAUAGUGCAGGAUGGCAAUGACCAGGCUAUCAAAAUACUACUAUAGCACUGACAUUUUAAAACAAUAUUGUCAUUGUACCUCUCUUGCAUGUUCCAUAUCAGGACCAGUUCGCUUUAUGUCCAAGUAAAAUAACUUGUAGGUGUUCACUCUUGAUAGAAGGGCAUCUUUUCCCAUAAAUGCAUCCUGCACCUCUGAUUGUCCAGAACCCUGAAAAGAAGUUUUCAGGAACAUCAGAAUGCCUUUAUUUUCUUUAUCUCAGCUUUGCUAUCCCACAAUCUAAUAAAUGAAAAUACAGAAAUCAGUAUGAGUUAGAUCAGCAUAUAUAUAAACACUAACUCUCAAAUCAAUUUCACAGCAUGUAAACUUUGGCUCUUCAGAAAAAUCAGCUGUAUGUCUGUUGGAUGUCCACAGUGUACAUAAGAAGUAGAUUUCUCAGUUUGUGGUGAUUGUGAUCCACCCAGCUGCUGAUGAUCUCUACCUGCAGGCUGCAAGCUGUUCUGUUUACCUGGGGUGGAGUUGUUAGCUCUGCCAGUUUCAAACAUCCUGGUCACAAGAAUACCAGUCUACCUAUACACACACACACAGGGUAAACACUCCUAUCAUCUGCUAAGUCUGUUAACCAGAUGGCAGUUGAUGAGCUUUGUUGUUAUUGGAGAACUUAGGGACCAGUAAAAUCUCUUUAAAUUCUCAUAAGUUAAGUCUUUAUGAUGAGAAAUGACCAUUUAAAUAAUGAUUUGACCAACAGCUUUGCCCUGAGUUUUAACAAAAUAAAUGAAAGAAGCUGAAAUGCAAAACACAUCAGAGUGUGAGGUUGAAAAGAGCGCAUGGCCAACCACAUGUUCCUUCAGUUUCACAUCAUCAGCAUCAUCAUUCCCUGAACAAAUACUUCAGCCAAUCAGCUGAUCUGACUGUUUUUCAGUUAAACUUUAUGUCAAACUGGAGCAGGUCUGAAAAUCUUCAGAUAAUCUGUCCUGAGACUAACAAUGGAUCCUAAACCAAGGAAGGAAAAGAAGAUAUUUGGCCUGAAAGUGAAGAAGAAGAAGAAAGACAGCCCUGACCUGGUCCUGGCAAACAAAGGAGCUGUGGACAUUGAGGUCGAGGCUUCCUCUGAAGCAUCUCUCCUACAGGAAGGGGAAACUCCAGAAGAACAGCCUCUCAUUAGAAGAGCAAUAAAACCAAACACAAAGAGGGCCAAACUUCAAACUCGCAUUCAGGACAGUGAAGGAAAACCAGAGAGCUUCCAGAUUGGCAUUAAUAUCACAGAAGCCAGACAGCUUGUGGGGGAAAACAUAGACCCCAGUGUGGUGAUUGAAAUUGGAGACGAGAAGAAACAAACAUCUGUCAAGGAAGGAACAAACGCUCCAUUUUACAAUGAGUAUUUUGUCUUUGAUUUCUUUGCCCAUAAAGAGAUCUUCUUUGACAAAGUCAUCAAGCUGACGGUUGUUCACUCAAAGAUGCUGAAGACGUUCUCUGUGGGCUCCUUUAAACUGGACGUUUGGACAGUCUACAAACAGCCAGGUCACCAGUUUGUCAAUAAGUGGGCAAUGUUGACCAAUCCUGGUGACAUUAGCACUGGUGUCAAAGGAUAUGUUAAAUGUGACAUCAGUGUCUCAGCUAAAGGUGAUGCUGUGCAGCCGGGACAAAAAGCAAGUGAUGCUGAAGAACAGAUAGAAAAGAACCUCCUGAUCCCAGAGGGGCUUCCUUCUGAACGGCCAUGGGCCCGUUUCUGUGUGAAGGUGUACCGAGCCGAAGGCCUCCCUAGGAACAACUCCAGCAUUAUGGCCAACGUCACAAAGGCCUUUAUAGGAGACAACACAGCACUCAUUGAUCCAUAUGUUGUCGUCAGUUUCUUCAAACAAGUGGGUCGCACAUCCACCCAGAAGUCUUCAGCAGACCCCGUGUGGAACGAGCAGAUCGUCUUCACUGAGAUGUUUCCUCCUUUGUGUCAGAGAUUAAAGAUCCAGGUCUGGGAUGAGGGGAGCAUGAAUGAUGUUGCCAUAGGAACCCAUUACUUUGACCUACGACGUAUCUCCAAUGAACAAGAUGGAGACAAAGGCUUUUUACCAACUUUCGGUCCUGCUUGGAUUAAUCUGUACGGCUCAGCUCGAAAUUUCUCUUUGGGUGAUGACACAGGGGAACUCAAUGAGGGCAUUGGCGAGGGAGUUUCCUUCAGGGGUAGGGUCUACUUAGAACUGACAGUAGAGAUCCUGUCUGGGGGCACAGGCUCAGACUCCAAACUCAGUCGGAUGAUUAAACCUGUCAAAGACACAAAAGCAGGAAAGGCUGGUGGAAAGGAUGCCAAGUCUUCUGCUGGAGGCGGAGCAGGAGGAGGUACAGGGGCAGCUGAUGACGACAAAGGCAAAGCAGGAGCAGCGGAGGUCCUGCCUGUUGAUCCUCCUCCGGUGCCAACUGAAGAUGAAGAGACCUUCCUGCUUUUUGGUGCUUUGUUUGAGGCCACCAUGAUUGACCGUAAGAUUGGAGACAAGCCCAUCAGCUUUGAGUUCUCCCUCGGUAACCAUGGCAAUGUCUUGGAGUCUUCCGCCCUACCAAGUAUUGCCAGUCCUGCAGUGACUCGGAGGAGAAAGGUGCUGGACAUCCCGGACAGCAGUGACAUUUUUGGCUCCUCCCUCACCAUCCCAUCCUCACCCCUCCUCCCCAAAGAUCCCUCUGAUUCAAGUGGAGCCUCAAAAUCUGCUACACCUCCGGAGAAACCACUCAUCGUCGAGGGAAACAGACAUUACAUGUACUUACCUCUGGAGAAGAAGAAGCCCUGUGCUAGUGUUGUGAGCUCCUGGGAGGACAGAAGCUACCGGCUCUACAACUCCAACAUGCUGGAAAAUAUUGCUGUGCAGUUUGAGGAGGGCGUGUGUGUUGCUGCUGACCUUCAUAAGAAGUUGGACCCAGCAGCUGAGGCAGCUUUAAGAACUGAGCUCAGAGAGUUUUGUUUGAAUGCCAGGAAUUUUAUUGCCGCUGCGGAGGCCAAACUGAAGGCAGAGCUGAAGAGCAGCUACCUGACAAUCCUGGACAAGAAACGUUUGACCAUGUGCAAACAAGAGCUGGAGAGUAUGAUUGGAGAGGCUGAGAUGCUGGGAGAGAGGAAAACAUCAGCAAGAGGAGUGAAAGAAAUGCUGCAAGACGCAACUAAGUUAGCACAAAAACUACGUUUUCUUGUGGAGGAGCCCCAGCACACAGUCCCAGACAUGUUUGUGUGGUUGCUAAGCAAUAACAAACGUGUUGCAUACGCCAGACUUCGAACCAGAGACCUGCUUUACUCCAGCAACCGAGAGGCCAGAGGAAUUCUCUGUGGGAAGAUAGUAACACUGUACCUGAAGCCACCAGGGAAGCGACCUGCAGCAUUGUCAGUCCAAGCCAAGCUGGAUGUGUAUCUGUGGUUUGGAGCUUGCUCAGACUCCAGCCAUAUGCUGGAUGACCUGCCUGCAGGAUACAAACCAGCCACAGGGGGCGCCGACAGCAACAGCCCUCCUUCUUACCUGCUUUGCAUGGAGCAGCACAGGUUCCAGCUGCGGUGCCACAUGUAUCAGGCCCGAGGUCUGAUCGCUGCAGACAACACGGGGCUGUCCGACCCAUUUGCGCGAGUCACGUUUCUCUCACACAGCCAAACCACCAAUAUCAUCAGUCAGACUCUCAGUCCUACAUGGAACCAUUGUUUGCCAAUGAGCUCCCUUCUGUUAAGUGGAGACCUGCAGCACAUCCAGGAGGAGCCUCCUCACGUUGUUGUCGAGGUUUACGAUGAUGACGCUCUGGGAAAAGCAGAGUACCUGGGAGCCACAGUGGCAGUCCCUGAGGUGCGCUUGGCCUCUGAGCCCUACACCCCCCCUAUUCUGCAGUACAGCCCACUUCACUGUGGCAGCCAGUCAGGAGGAGACCUGCUGGCUGCAUUUGAACUGCUGCAGAUUUCAGAGUUUGGCCAGAUGAGUCUGCCAGAGUUAGAGGAACAGGAAGGAGGCAUUUAUACUGUUCCUGCCAACAUCAGGCCAGUUCUCAGCACCUACAGGCUGGAGGUUUUGUUCUGGGGACUGAGGGAGCUGAAGAAGGUUCAGCUGCUGUCUGUUGAUCGGCCACAGGCGUUCAUAGAGUGUGCAGGUAAAACUCUGCGUUCCUCAGUCAUCCAGAAAUACAAAUCCAACCCAAACUUCACUACACUGUUAGAUGCCAUAGAGCUGGAGUUACCAGAGAACGAACACCUCCAUCCUCCUCUCAGCAUCACAGUCGUUGACUGGCGGGCCUUUGGCCGCAGCACACUGGUUGGAAACCACAUCAUCAACAACCUCAAGGCCUUCAAGUACUCUCCCCCUGCCUCUCACACAGUUCAGUUACACAAACCACCUGAGGUCACACACACCCCAAGACCCUCCCUGACACCAGAGCCACACAGCGUUAAGGGUCUGUCUCAGGAUAUAGAGACCCGUUCAACUGUGACCCUGACUAAUCAGGACUUCCUCAUUACUGUGGAGGAUGAAGCUCCGCCUCCAGCUCCACCCACACCAAAACCACAAGCCAAGAAGAAAAUGGAGAGGGGCUCAAAGAGCAUCCACCGGUCCACUAAGAGGAGGAGGCGAACCAUCGCUGAUGAGUCUGCAGAGUCCGUCAUUGACUGGUGGUCCAAAUACUACGCUUCUGUGGACAAACAGGCUAAACAGAAGGACAGCUUCCAUCUACCCAGUGUGUUUGACAAAGCUUCACCAUACCAAAGCUUGCUCAGCGAUGGAGUAGACUCUUUGGUCAGCAGCCAAUCAGAUGGAGACAAGAAGAAGAAACAGAAAGGAAAGGAGACACUGGUGCUCAGCUAUAGCUUACCUACUAAAAUCGCAACACUCCAGCUGUACAGUAAGGAGCUGGAGGCACAGUUUGGUCCAUUUGAUGACUGGGUCAGCACAUAUGAGCUGUUCAGGGGGAAGGCCAAUGAGGAGGAGGGAACGUCUGAGGAGAGGUUUGUUGGGAAGUUUAAGGGUCGAUUCUGUCUCUACAAGGUAAAUGAUGAAGAUGAGGAGGAUGGGGAAGAUGUCAUGGACACAGGCCACUACAGGGUGAACAGAGGAAUCCCACCAAACUCUUCAGUUCAAGUUCUCAUCCGGGUUUAUAUCGUCUCUGCAUCCAACCUGCAUCCAGCCGACCCAGAUGGGAAAGCCGACCCUUACAUUUUUCUUCGCCUUGGGAAAAAUGAAAUCAAAGACAGAGAUAACUACAUACCAAAACAACUGAACCCUGUUUUUGGACGAUCCUUUGAAAUGCAGGCCACAUUUCCUCAGGAGUCUCUGCUGUCGUUGCUCAUUUAUGACUAUGAUCUGGUGGGAGGCGACGACCUGAUUGGAGAGACUCGCAUUGAUCUGGAGAACCGGUUUUACAGCAGGCACAGAGCUACAUGUGGACUCCCUAAGGAAUACAGUCUAGGGGGUUAUAAUGCCUGGAGAGACUGCCUGAAGCCAUCAGAGCUGCUGUCAAAGAUGUGCAGAGACAACGGAGUGGACGGUCCUCAUUUCAGUCCAGGACGCAUCAUCGUGGCUGACAAAGUCUUCACAGGGAAGACUCUCUACAUGCACGACGAUGAGCCGGUGGAGUCGUAUGAGCACCUGUCUCUGAAGGUCCUGCACCGCUGGGCAGAGAUCCCAGCUGUGGGAUGCAAACUGGUACCAGAACACAUCGAGACCAGAACUCUGUACAACAAGGCCCGGCCUGGAAUGGAUCAGGGUCAGGUCCAGAUGUGGGUGGACAUGUUCCCAAUGGACUUACCACAUCCAGGACCCCCAGUGGACAUUUCUCCAAGAAAACCAAAAGGGUACGAACUGCGAAUCAUCAUCUGGAAUACAGAAGAUGUGAUUCUGGAAGACAGUAACUUCCUGACCGGUCAACAGUCCAGCGACAUCUACAUCAAAGGCUGGCUGAAAGGUUUGGAAGUUGACCGCCAGGAAACUGAUGUCCACUACAACUCACUGACUGGAGAGGGAAACUUCAACUGGCGCUUUGUGUUCCCCUUUAGCUACCUGCCUGCUGAACAGGUGGUGGUGGUGAAGAAGAGAGAGCACAUCUUCUCCCUGGAUAAAACGGAGCAGAAGCUUCCUGCCAUCCUCAUCCUGCAGGUCUGGGACUUUGAAACACUCUCUUCUGACGACUUCCUAGGCACGCUGGAGUUGGACCUCCAUGCAUUUCCCCGUGGAGCAAAAACAGCCAAGUCCUGUAAGCCUGACAUGUUGACAGAAGUGACAGACAGAAUCUCCAUCUUCCAGCAGAAGAGAGCUCGAGGCUGGUGGCCUUUCAGCAAGUCUGGAGAGCUCACGGGAAAAGUGGAGGCAGAGUUCCACCUGGUGACAGCUGAAGAGUCUGAGAAGAAUCCUGUUGGCAAAGCGCGGAAAGAGCCGGAGCCACUGCCCAAACCAAACCGUCCCGACACGUCCUUCUCCUGGUUUGUCAACCCUUUCAAGUGUUUUUUCCACCUGGUGUGGCGCAACUACAAGAAGUACAUCAUCAUCGCCCUGGUCCUGCUGAUUACUGUGCUGUUCCUGGCCCUGCUGUUCUACACCCUGCCAGGAGCCAUCUCUCAGAAGAUUGUCAGCGGAUAACACCGACUCAAAAUACAUUUACUUGGAGAAGCAAAAGGUGAAUAUUCAGCCCCAUCAGUCUGACUUGUGUGAUGUAAAAAUUUAAACUGAUGUCUCAAACACCCAGAGGCAAAAGCCUGCUUGACUGCUGGUGUAGUUUAGCAAACUCAGAACAGAACAGAACAGAACCUUCAGAGUAUCAUGACAAGGAACCGUCAUGGAAGAAAAGUGGAAAACCUUUUGCUGGCUCAGGUAAAAUGAAUGAGCCCUGCUUUUUUGUGUUCUGACUCCAUGUUUUGUACAAACUAACUCCACAUUGCAGGGAAUAAUAAUAAUAACACUGGUUUGCACUGGGAAAGCUCUUGAAAUGAACAAAGAGCACAUAGUUGGAGA
This is a messenger RNA of Gambusia affinis (western mosquitofish), 8935 nucleotides long. RefSeq names its product fer-1 like family member 6 (gene fer1l6). The transcript is spliced from 46 exons. Gene Ontology annotation, cellular component: membrane. Bases 2969 to 8563 code for a protein of 1864 amino acids. The record is from RefSeq and is a predicted model, not a curated record. NCBI's taxonomy places the organism in Eukaryota, Metazoa, Chordata, Actinopteri, Cyprinodontiformes, Poeciliidae. Gene Ontology annotation, biological process: plasma membrane organization.